AUGGCCGCCAUACGACAUCCAAACGAGGAUGCCGCGGAGAUGCAAGACGCCCAGGAGCGCGCAGUCGGAAUCUCUGUCUUCGUUCGUCCAGAUGCGCCUGGGUUCAGAUGCACGGUGAAGCAACGUUACACCGACUUCCUGGUGAACGAGAUCCAACCGAACGGCGAAACGCUACACCUCACGGAAAUCUUUGGUGAACAGGACAAGAAGCGAAAGCGAGAGGAAGACGGUGAAGCGUCGCGAAAAAAGCAGCGAGAAGAUGAAGCAAUCCCAGCUGCAGGUGGUGCUGAGAAAGAGGCUGAAGAUGCAGUAGCAAAUGGGCAGUCAAAUGGGGCAUCAGCUUCGUCAAAGCCGGAGAUUGAGACUACGAGCGCUUCUGUUGACGCUGUAAAAGCAGAGGCAAUCGCCAGUAUUUCAGACGAAGACAAGUCAACUCUCAACAAUGUGUUUGGCGAAAAGACUACAUCCUCCAUUCUCAACCUAUAUGCUGCUGUGGUUGCGUUUCCUGAUCGCAAAGCUAGAGACCAUGCUGCGAUCUCUUCAGACCCUUUUGCUGAGAAGUCAAAACGGACGGAAGCGCACAUGUGCAUCCGUCGCAUCUUCAAGUCCAAGCUAGAGACGAUCACUGUGCAGGAGCAGGAACACCAAUCUGGUCCGGGCACGGUCAUCUCCAUCAAGGCUGCACCGCCCAAGUCCUCCUCGCAAGCCAAUGGCAAUGACCGCAACAGUCGAGAAGGGCAGCGCGGCAAGCAGCAGUGGUCAGAUCUAGGAGGUGAGUACCUGCAUUUCAGCUUGUACAAAGAGAAUAAGGAUACGAUGGAAGUGCUGUCCUUCAUCGGCUCUCAACUCAAGAUGCACAUGAAGCACGUCAGCUUUGCAGGAACGAAAGACAGGAGAGGUGUUACGGUCCAGCGCGUGGCCAUCCACCGUGUCCACCGACACCGGAUUGAGGGCUUGAAUCGCAUUGCCAGAGGAUGGAAGGCUGGUGGUCCAUGGGAGUACAAGAAGGAAGGCCUGGAGCUUGGUAUGCUGUCUGGCAACGAGUUCUUGCUCACGCUCCGUGAUGCAAGGUUCGACGGCGAAGAGCCUGGUUGGAGUAUGGAACAGAGAUUGAACCACGCCAAGAGCAUCGCCGAGACUGCGGCACAGAACCUGCACGCUUCCGGCUAUCUGAACUACUACGGUCUCCAGAGAUUCGGCACGUACAGCACAGGAACCCACAUCGUGGGCAUGAAGAUGCUGAAGGGCGACCUCCAAGGUGCCGUUGACUCUCUUCUGUCGUACGACGAAUCUUUGCUGGAAGAGUCGUCGGAAGAUCGCAAGGUGCCUCAAGACGAUGUCUCACGAGCAACUGCCAUCCACAACUUCCUCAAGAAUCGCAGCUCGAACGAAGCGCUAUCAGAACUACCAAGCCGCUUCAACGCCGAGCGAGGCAUCAUCACUCACAUCGGCAAGCGUGACAGAAAGACUGGCCGAAGACCCAACGAGAAUGACUUCCAAGGAGCGUUGAUGUCGAUUCAGCGGCAACUGAGGCUCAUGUACGUUCACGCGUACCAGAGCUUCGUCUGGAACACCGUAGCCGGCAAGCGCUGGGAGACUUUCGGAGACAAAGUCGUCGAAGGCGAUCUCGUUGUCGUCGGCGAGAAAGAACAGCAAGAAGGUGUUGCAAAUGGCAACGCAUCUCACUCUGAAGAAGUCGACGAGGACGGCGAGCCCAUCAUCCACCCCUCGGCAACCACAGCAAGCGGCACAGAAGAGGCAGCCACCGCAGCAGCAACAGCCGUAGACCUCGACGACCUAAUCACGCGCGCCCGACCCUUGAGCAAAACCGAAGCAGAAAGCGGCCGCUUCAGCAUCCUCGACGUCGUCCUCCCACUCCCUGGCUUCGACGUGGAGUACCCCAAGAACGUAAUCGGCCAAUUCUACACGGACUUCAUGGCGUCCGAGAACGGCGGUGGAAUCGAUCCGCACAACAUGCGCCGUGCCUGGAAGGAUAUUUCUUUGCCCGGUGGAUACCGCAAGCUGAUGUCUCGACCGCUGGGCAAGGGUGUUGAGGUCGAGGUUAAGGCUUAUAGUGGGCCUGAAGAGCAGAUGGUGGAGACGGAUUUGGAGAGGUUGCAGAAGGCUCAGAAGGCGGCGAAUGGCGAUGCUGGAGAGGUGGUCAAGAGUGAGGACGGCGCUACUGCUGAGAAGGAUCGGAUUGCAGUCGUUCUCAAGAUGCAACUGGGCAGCAGCCAGUAUGCCACGAUGGCUUUGAGGGAGUUGACCAAGGGCGGCGCGGUGGGUUAUAGGCCGGACUUCUCUGCUAAGAAUAGGUAG
This is a messenger RNA of Zasmidium cellare ATCC 36951, 2319 nucleotides long. RefSeq lists its product as uncharacterized. The coding region runs from base 1 to 2319 and encodes 772 amino acids. Gene Ontology annotation, molecular function: RNA binding; pseudouridine synthase activity. Gene Ontology annotation, cellular component: nucleus. Lineage: Eukaryota; Fungi; Ascomycota; Dothideomycetes; Mycosphaerellales; Mycosphaerellaceae. The record is from RefSeq and is a predicted model, not a curated record. The transcript has a single exon. Gene Ontology annotation, biological process: pseudouridine synthesis.